This is a messenger RNA of Colletotrichum higginsianum IMI 349063, 1155 nucleotides long. Its product is annotated as Aspartate aminotransferase. Gene Ontology annotation, molecular function: pyridoxal phosphate binding; L-aspartate:2-oxoglutarate transaminase activity. Gene Ontology annotation, biological process: biosynthetic process; amino acid metabolic process. The record is from RefSeq and is a predicted model, not a curated record. The coding region runs from base 1 to 1155 and encodes 384 amino acids. Lineage: Eukaryota; Fungi; Ascomycota; Sordariomycetes; Glomerellales; Glomerellaceae. The transcript has 6 exons.
AUGUUUGGACACAUACAGCCCGGUCCUCCGGACCCCAUGUUUACCCUGAAGAAGAACGCAGACAACGAUAGGAGUCUCGAGAAGAUUGACCUCGGUGUUGGAAUAUACCGAAACGAAGCUGGUAGUUAUCAAGAGUUGGAGGUUGUGAGACAGUACGGAACAACGACUGGAGAUGUGGAAUUCCUCCGUCUCGCAGCCGGGGUCAUGUUCGGUGAACGCAAUGACGCUCUGAAUUCAGGAAAGAUCUCAUCAGUUCAGACUAUUUCCGGUACAGGAGCCAACUCAUUGGGCGCUCUGCUGAUUUCCAAGACCAUGCAACCGAAACCGAAGGUUUUUAUUGGUGUACCGACCUGGGGCAACCAUGUUCCCAUUUUCCAGGAAGUUGGGUUGGAGACUACCACGUACCCUUAUCUUGACUCGUCAAAACACGCUGUCGACUUUCCUGGCUUUCUUGCGGCCGUAAGAUCGGCUCCUAGGGGAAGCGUAUUCGUGCUCCAGGGCUGCUGUCACAAUCCUACAGGUGUCGACCUCAGUGUCCAGCAGUGGCAAGAGUUGGCCAUCGAGAUGAAAUCUCACGGUCAUCUGCCCUUCUUUGAUACGGCCUAUCAGGGACUUGGAGAUGGCCUCGAUGAAGAUGCUGCUGGUGUGCGAGUCUUCGCGGAGUCAGGUAUGGAGUUCCUUGUCUGCCAAUCAUUCUCCAAGAACUUUGCGCUGUACGGAGAGCGAUGUGGCGUGCUCCACGUUGUUGGAAGCACAAAAGAUGUGGCGACCAAUGUUCAAGACAAGCUUCGAAGUUUGAUCCGGCAUACGUAUUCUUCAUCGCCAGCGUAUGGAAGCCGUCUGGUCAAGAUUGCACUGAGCGAUAGCAUCAUGCGAGGCAACUGGACUGCAGAACUUGACACAAUGAGAGAACGCCUCAAAACGAACCGCCAGUUACUGCAUCAUCAGCUGACGAACACACCGGGGGAUUGGUCUCAUUUAAUUAAAGAGAAAGGACUCUUCUCGUGCCUAGCGUUAUCGCCAUCCCAGUGCAAGAAGCUGGUGAGUACAUAUCAUGUUCAUCUCCCAGAGUCUGGGCGGAUCAACAUUGCAGGACUCAGUAAGGAGAACGCGCAACGUGCAGCAAGUGCGAUCGAUAAGGUUAUUAGAGCCUAG